Misgurnus anguillicaudatus (oriental weatherfish) is the source of this 1496-nucleotide messenger RNA. RefSeq names its product glucosamine-phosphate N-acetyltransferase 1 (gene gnpnat1). Lineage: Eukaryota; Metazoa; Chordata; Actinopteri; Cypriniformes; Cobitidae. The record is from RefSeq and is a predicted model, not a curated record. Gene Ontology annotation, molecular function: glucosamine 6-phosphate N-acetyltransferase activity.
GGAGGGACCGGUCGUAAUUCGGGUGGGGAAAAUAAUAACGCAGAAGGAAGUGUGUCAUGCUGGAAUAUUGAGUAUCCCUGUUACUGUAUUCAGAGUUUCCAGGAUCCAUUCAAACAUUUUAAAAGAAGCGAAAGCAAUCCAUAUUCACAUGUCUCCGACGUCUAGAAUGUUGCUCGACGAGAGUCCGCUGUUUGAUCCAUCUCUUCUCCAAGAGCUGGACUGGAGCAGCAACACCGUCUCCUUCUCCCCCCAAAUCUCCCCCUUGCAGCCUGGUGAUUGUCUGGUGCUCCGACCCCUCUGUACUGCUGACCUAGACAGAGGCUUUUACAAAGUCUUAUCACAGCUCACAGAAGCUGGAGAUGUGACAGAAGAGCAGUUCAAAGCAAAAUUUGAACAUAUGAAGAGAACUGGAGACUAUUAUGUUAUAGUGGUGGAAGACACAAAUCUUGGACAGAUUGUUGCCACCGCAACGCUUAUCAUCGAACACAAAUUCAUCCAUGCUUGUGCAAAGAGAGGACGUGUGGAGGAAGUGGUUGUAAGUGAUGUUUGCAGAGGAAAACAGCUCGGAAAAUUGUUGGUAUCGACAUUGACCCUCCUCAGCAAAAAAUUACAGUGCUACAAAGUAACUCUGGAGUGUGCAGCAAACAAUGUGGAAUUCUAUAAGAAGUUGGGCUACUCGGCAUCACAUGAAACUUACAUGCAGUGCCGUUUCUUUGACUGAACCCAGACGGAUCUAGAACAUUGUUGAAGAAUGUUCGCUGAAGAAUUGCGAGCUGUUGUGAGGUCUUUUCUCUAAAAUGGUUAAAUCAGACUACCUCAAAGUUGCACCUUUCAGCCAGCAAAAAAAAAAAGGAAAAACAAUAAGUCUUGACAGGUCUCAGUCACAAUAAAUAAAUAUUAUGUAAUGAGCAUUUUAAGUUUACUGUAACAGAACAAAAUUGAUUUUAAUGAAUGUUCUGUCUUAACUUCAGCAGUCAAUGUCAAGCACUUACAUUAACAUGUUCACUUUUUUUUUUUAUUGGAAUUUGCAAGAGAAGCAGAAGUAUAAUCUGAUCAUGUAUUGUACAAAUCACUAUGGCCUGUCAAAGAGAAAAGACACAAUUGGUUUAUCAUAUAUACUUGAAUAAUUUACCAUGAUAAUUUAAUACAGAGAUUAUCUUUUUGUAAGGUGAUGUAUUCACUUUUGAAAUAGUUUUAAUAAUAUGCUAUUUACAAACUGCAUGGUGAAGGUUUUACUCUUACUGUUAUGCUAUAUGUCCUUUGAAAUAUACUGAAACUUAAUCACAUAUUAUAAGUUAUUUAAGUGCAUUGAAUCUCAUAUUUUUCUGUCCUCCAGGUACUUGGCUUUAAUGUAGAGAACAAUGAUAUAAAAGUUUACAUUUAUUUAUUAUACUUAUGUAUUUGUCACAAGAAGUUGGCUUUAGUUUAAGCCACCGGUGAGGAGUUAUGUGCAAAACCAGAAUGAAGGCAAAUAAAUUAUUUUGUUGCAAAUUUUA